Molecule: messenger RNA, 1146 nt
Organism: Leptosomus discolor (cuckoo roller)
Lineage: Eukaryota; Metazoa; Chordata; Aves; Leptosomiformes; Leptosomidae
Gene: BDKRB2
Product: bradykinin receptor B2
Biological process (GO): vasoconstriction; positive regulation of cytosolic calcium ion concentration; smooth muscle contraction
Cellular component (GO): external side of plasma membrane; membrane
Molecular function (GO): C-C chemokine binding; C-C chemokine receptor activity; bradykinin receptor activity
Source: RefSeq, a predicted model, not a curated record
AUGGUUUCCUUCACAGCUGAAAAUGUUACACGACUUUACAACAUUGUCGCCACCCAGGAGCUCAGAGUCAGUCCAGCGAAUUUCCAUAAUAAUUCAGGAGUGCAUCAGCUGAAUCAGUAUGAAUGUAUUAAUUCAGAUGUAUGGAAAUGGCUACAGAAUUUUCAGCCUGGAUUCCUCUGGUUUAUAUUUAUUCUAGGAGCAAUAGAAAAUUCUUUUGUCCUCAUUGUCCUGUGUUUCCACAAGAGUCGCUGCACAGUGGCAGAAAUUUACCUAGCAAACAUGGCACUUGCUGACCUAAUGUUAGUCUGUGCUUUGCCUUUCUGGGCCAUUAAUAUUUCUAAUAAUUUUCAAUGGCCUUUUGGCCUGUUCCUCUGUAAAGCUGUCAACAUAAUGAGUAACAUGAACUUUUAUUCUAGCAUUUAUUUCCUGACAUUAGUGAGCAUUGACCGCUAUCUGGCCCUGGUGAAAACCAUGUCUCUUGGACGGAUGCGACGAACUGCCUGUGCCAAAUGGAAUAGCUUUGUGGUCUGGACAUGUGCAUUGCUCAUAUGUUCACCUACAAUGGUGUUCCGAAAUUUACAGUAUUACGAAGAAUACAACAUCACAGCCUGUGGUCUUGUUUACCCAUCCAGUUACUGGGAGCCUGCAAACAACUGCUUGCUGAAUAUUGUGGGCUUUGUGAUCCCACUCUGUGUAAUCACCUACUGCACUAUGCAAAUCGUCAAAGCGCUACGAAGCAGUGAGCUGCAAAAACUCAAGUUAGUCCAGACAGAGAGGAGAGCCACCGUUCUGGUCCUUGCUGUGCUCUUGCUGUUCAUCGUUUGCUGGCUUCCGUUCCAGAUCAGCACGCUCAUCGACACAAUCCGUUACUUUGCACCCACUUUCAAAUGCCUGGAAGAUAUCAAUGACAUAGUGACCCAGAUAGCUACGUACUGUGCCUUUAGCAACAGCUGCCUGAACCCAGUCCUGUACGUAAUUGUUGGGAAGCACUUCCAGAAGAAGGCUGUGGAAUUCUACAAGGACUUGUUCCCAAAAAGAUGCAGAAAAUCACAGUCUGUGCAGAUGGAAAACUCUCUGGACACUUUAAGAACUUCCAUUUCAAGUGAAUGCCCAAGAAAAAAGUCUGUUUUCCAGUCACCACGAUAG